Molecule: messenger RNA, 969 nt
Organism: Recurvomyces mirabilis
Lineage: Eukaryota; Fungi; Ascomycota; Dothideomycetes; Mycosphaerellales; Teratosphaeriaceae
Exons: 2
Coding region: 1-969 (322 amino acids)
Source: RefSeq, a predicted model, not a curated record
AUGGCGAAGGACUCCCCCGAAUCGCUAUCCACCCCCCAGAAGCUGGUCCUCCCAUCCUCCUACGCCAAAGCACCUUACACCCAAAUCCGCUGCCAUCAUGUCCCCGCCUCCUCUUCCGAAGUGACCCCCGUAAUAGUCGUCGAACUCUACCGCCCGAAAAAUCACAAUGCCUUCACAACAACCAUGAUGUCCGAGCUCGAAAACGCCUUUACCCUCUUCGACAUCGACGAUCGCGUAAAAGCCAUUGUUGUGACCGGCCAAGGACGAAUCUUCUGCGCCGGCGCGGAUUUGGAGACAGGCUUUAUAGGCGGACAGGAAGCGUUCCGGGAUCAUCGUGAUGGUGGUGGACGGGUGGUGCUGGCGAUUCAUCGGUGUCGGAAGCCGGUUAUUGGGGCGUUGCAGGGGAGUGCGGUGGGGAUCGGGAUUACCAUGACGUUACCGAUGAGUAUCAGGGUGGCGUAUGAGAAGGCGAAGAUCGGGUUUGUGUUUAGUCGGCGAGGUCUGGUGAUGGAGGCCUGUUCGAGUUACUUCCUCCCUAGACUGAUUGGCAUGUCAAAAGCCCUCCACCUAACAACUACCGGCUCGACCUACCCAGCCAACCACCCCUUACUCAACACCCUCUUCUCCGAGACUCUAUCAACCCCAGAAGCCGUCCUGCCCCGUGCCCUCGAGAUCGCCCAAGAAGUCGCCGCCAACACAUCAACAGUCUCCACCUUCCUCAUGCGCGAAAUGAUGUACCGCGAUACUGGCAGCGCCGAAGGCCAACACUUACUCGACAGCAAAGUCAUCUACGAGCUCUUCGGCAGCAAAGAUAACAAGGAGGGCGUGCAGUCAUUCUUGCAGAAACGGGAGGCGAACUUUUCGGGGACGAUGCAAAAUGAUGCUCCAGGAAGCUGGCCUUGGUAUAUACCGGUUGAUACUUCGAACAGGCCAGUGGCGCAGGGGUAUAAGUACAAUGCUAAGCUGUAG